Amphimedon queenslandica is the source of this 1512-nucleotide messenger RNA. Its product is annotated as protein arginine N-methyltransferase 1-like. The transcript is spliced from 12 exons. Lineage: Eukaryota; Metazoa; Porifera; Demospongiae; Haplosclerida; Niphatidae. Gene Ontology annotation, biological process: chromatin remodeling; peptidyl-arginine methylation, to asymmetrical-dimethyl arginine. Gene Ontology annotation, cellular component: nucleus. The record is from RefSeq and is a predicted model, not a curated record. Gene Ontology annotation, molecular function: histone methyltransferase activity; protein-arginine N-methyltransferase activity. Bases 1 to 1422 code for a protein of 473 amino acids.
AUGACUCGAUGGAAGGUUGUCUUAAAUAUUUAUUAUUACAGCUAUAGGUUAUUGUGUCAUAAUACUAAUGGACAGAGUCUAGCAGUGGCUGAUGUUAAAGGAUUGAGAGUUGAAGACUUUGAGAGUGAAGAGUAUCUUGUACCAGUAGUACCUGAUGAUCCAUUACUGCAAAUAGACUGGGAGGAGGAGGGAAAGAUUGAAGAAUGGGGAGACACAAGUCUUAAAGAAAGACUGGAGCUCACUGAGAAGCAGCUCCUACUUACCAGAACUGCAUUAGACAAUGCUCUUAAAGACCUCAACCAAAUGAAAGAAACAAUGAGAGAAUUAACAACCAGUAGCACUGAUCCUGAUGCUACCAUGGAGACUGCUGUUGAGGAGAAGGACAGUUACUUUAGCAACUAUGGACAUCAUGGCAUUCAUGAAGAGAUGCUCAAAGUAAUUCAAAAUGUCUACGUGUACAUUUUAUACAUACAUAUGGGUAAGAACUUUGACAGCAUGCUGUGCCUAUUUACAUGUACAUGUACAUGUAUGUGCGAUAAAGUUAGAAUGGAUUCUUAUGAAUUAUUCAUUACUAAAAACACUGAAAUAUUUAAAGAUAAAGUUGUUCUUGAUAUUGGUUGUGGUACUGGUAUUCUCUCCCUUUUUGCAGUUAAAGCUGGUGCUAGUCAUGUAUUCGCAAUAGACCAAUCACCAAUCAUAUACAAAGCAGUAGAAAUAGUGAGAGAGAAUGGGGUUGAUGAUAAAAUCACAUUUAUAAGAGGAGAAGUGGAGAGUGCUAGGCUACCAGUUGAUAGUGUUGAUGUGUUGAUAUCAGAAUGGAUGGGGUACUUCCUUUUAUUUGAGUCUAUGCUUGAUACUGUACUGUAUGCUAGGGACAAGUGGUUGAAUGAUAAGAAAAAUGUUUAUCCUAACAGGUGUAACAUGAGUCUAGUUGCCAUGGGAGAUGAAUAUGAAUAUAACUCAAAGAUCAAAUUCUGGGAGAAUGUUAGAGUUGAGCCAACAGUCAAACUGGUUGAUGAGUAUUGUCUCAUUUCAACAUCAGACGUCAUUAAGAAAUUUGAUAUAACGACAGUCAAAGCGAGUGAUCUUGAUUUCAAAUCAAGUUUCAUGCUUACCAUAAAGCAAAAUGACACCUGCUAUGGUCUUGUUGGAUACUUUGACAUUGGGUUUGAGGUUCCCUCUUAUCGUGUGUACUUUAGUACUAGUCCACAAGAUACACCCACUCACUGGCACCAGACGAUAUUCUUCCUCAAUGAACCCAUACAAGUUCAAACAGGGGAUUUAUUGCGUGGUAGUAUCAGUUGCUAUAAGAACAAGGAUUGUUCAAGAUCACUUGAUAUCAAGAUACAGAUGACUUUAUUCCCACUCUCAAAAGAAUCCCAAGAAUUAAUAAUACCAGAACUCAUUUACACACUUUCAUGAAUCAUGAUGCUUUACUGAAUGUACUUUGUUUUGUCAUUAAAUCAAAUGCCAUCUGUGGUUAUGUAAUAAGAAUUAUUUCAGGAAAAAUUA